AGCGGGCGCAGGGGGUGACACCGGGCAGCAAGCCGACACCGGGCACUGUGCUGGACUUCGGGGACCAACUGGGACUCCGGGAGCUUCCCCCGGGACUUGCAACAAGUGAGAGCGGAGGCGGAACCCUUGGAGACAUGUCCCAAUCAGCGACACGGCGGCUACAGCGCGGAGCUGCCCUCCAGCUCCAUCCAGGAAUGAUGGAGUCACCCAGUGUAGAAAAAGAUUUGCUAGAGGGAUGCACGUCUCCAUUCGAGCUGAAAUCGAACCCAAGCAAGAAGAUGUGGGUCAAACUGAGAGCUCUCCUGAAGUACAUGGUGAAGCAACUUGAGAAUGGAGAGGUCAACAUUGUGGAACUGAAGAAGAAUUUGGAGUACACAGCUUCAUUGCUGGAAGCAGUAUAUAUUGACGAGACAAGGCAAAUUCUAGAUACAGAAGAUGAGCUCAAGGAAAUCCGUUCAGAUUGUGUUCCCUCUGAGGUCAGAGACUGGUUGGCAUCUACAUUCACACAGCAGACACGGGCAACUGGUCGACGGUCUGAGGAAAAGCCCAGAUUCCGUAGCAUUGUACAUGCUGUACAAGCUGGGAUUUUCGUAGAACGAAUGUUUCGGAGAACAUACACAGCCGUCGGACCAAACUACUCGGCAGCUAUUGUUAACAGCUUAAAGCAUUUGGAUCUCUGGGACUUUGAUGUUUUUGUGUUGAACAGAGUAAGUGAAGAUCAUGCUUUGAAGACAAUUGUGUUUGAACUUCUGACCAGACACAACCUGAACAGUCGCUUUAAGAUUCCUGUUGCAUUUCUAAUGAGUUUUCUGGAUUCGUUGGAAAGUGGCUAUGGGAAGUAUAAGAAUCCUUAUCAUAACCAGAUCCAUGCAGCAGACGUGACACAAACCGUCCACUGUUUUCUCUUGCGAACAGGCAUGGUGCAUUGCUUAAAUGAGAUUGAGAUCCUGGCUAUCAUUUUUGCUGCUGCUAUACAUGAUUUUGAACAUACAGGAACAACGAACAGCUUCCACAUCCAGACAAAAUCUGACUGUGCUAUCCUGUACAACGACCGGUCAGUCCUGGAGAAUCACCAUGUCAGUGCAGUCUAUCGGAUCAUGCAAGACGAUGAAAUGAACAUAUUUGUGAAUCUCACCAAAGAUGAGUUCACAGAACUAAGGUCUCUUGUCAUCGAGAUGGUCCUGGCCACAGACAUGUCUUGUCACUUCCAGCAAGUAAAAACCGUGAAGUCUGCCCUGCAGUCAAUGGAACACAUUGACAAAGCAAAGGCACUCUCCCUACUACUUCAUGCAGCGGAUAUCAGCCACCCCACCAAGCAGUGGAAAGUGCAUGCAAGGUGGACCAAAGCCCUGAUGGAGGAGUUCUUCAGACAGGGUGACAAAGAAGCGGAAAUGGGGCUGCCAUUCUCCCCACUUUGUGACCGCAAGGCCACAUUGGUAGCUCAGUCCCAGAUAGGAUUCAUUGAAUUUAUUGUUGACCCAACAUUUUCAGUGCUGACUGAUGUGGCUGAGAAGAUUGUUCUUCCAUUAGUAGAAGAAGGAAGCAAAACCAAGCCAGCAGCUCCAGUCAAUCAGUCCAGCUCUCAAUGGAGGCAGCUGUCCCUGGAUGAACAAUCUGAGCUAGGAGACAUUAAUGCAGAUCUGAACAGCUUCCGGUCAACCUGGGCCAAGUACAUUCAGGAGAACAAGCAGAAGUGGAAAGAAAGAGCAGCCAGUGGAAUCACAAACCAGGCGUCUGUGGAUGAACUUUCACCUUGUGAGGAAGAGAAUAGCACAGAGGAAAAUGGUAACCUGGACUAGUGCACAGUUUCCAUGGACAUCAGGUACUACUCCAUCCACAUAGAGGUCCAGAUCCCCUCCCUGCAGUACAGAAGGACUAGGACACAGCAAAUACAGAGAUUGGAUCUGAAGUCGCAGGUCCCUUGGCACGCACAGAACAUCUGGCAUUCAGGGAACUAGACAACCCUUAGAAUCCCACCGUCUGUGACAGUGUGUGGGUGACCCACAGAUCAUUGCACAGCUCUUUCUCUCUGUCUCUGCUAUGUGGGUCUGUCUCUCUCGUUGUGGAUCAUUUAGGUACUACCAUAUGGAACUGCCUUUGCUUUGUAAAACAGAGCAGACUUUUACUUUUCUGUUUCUCUUAGAUAAAAGCACUCUUUUUAUUUUGCUGUCAGCAAUGUACAUCUACAUUUUAUAUAUAUAUAUAUUGCCUCCCACAAACCUUUCAAGGCUCUGCAUGACUUAGUUCUCAUUUUCCAGAGUUAUGCAAAAAAGGGGGAAAUAAAACAGUUCAUAUAUGCACAGCGACAUAAAGAAAGAAUGGAAUUACCAUCCUUCAUCUCAUCUGAAGACAGUACAAAGAAGAUGGCGUUGGACUAUCUGAUGUAUAGUAACUUAAGAAAAUGCAAUAUUAAAAACUUCUUGUAUGAACAGUGGCCACCAAAAAAAGAGUUCCAGAUAUCCAGAACUCUGCCAGAACAGUGCUCCUCAAAUCAGUCCUCAGGGAUUGCCACCACACCAUCAUGCAUGUGUAAUCAUCAGUUGUUAGGCAUGGAAAUCUGUCGAUCAGAUCAUGUUAACCUGUCUGCGAAUGGUUUGAGAGUUACUGAUUCUGAGCAAUAAGCACCUGCUACAAGGGAAAGAGUAUAAGAGUGAAUAUAAGGCGGAGGUUGAUACAGUCAGAUGAUGGACUCACCCCUUUCACGUCAUCGUAAUCUCGUAAAACAAAAGGGACCAAAGCAUGUUAGUAAUUACCAUAGUUUUAUUAGAAGAAUGCUUAUCUAAUUGCUGCUUUACACAUAGAAGAGUGUGUAUACAUUAUUCCUUGGUAGGAAGACACCAGAGCUCAUAUUCUUUCCAGUUAUGACCCAUAAUCCCGACUCUUCCUCUAAGUCCCACCAAGCAAGAGGACACCACAAGUCUUAUGUGAAGACCAGGAGUUCUCUGACAACUCUUUUCUGAGAGCCUACAUAGCACUGCUGAAUGAUAUCCUGAAAUGAAUUUUCCUUGCCAAGCACCUCUACAUCAUUGUGUGAUCAUUCCCUGUGGCAGAUUAUCGAGAGUUUCUUGUUUGUCCUGUCCUAUAUGUGUCAUAGAUUUAGAUGUUGUGUUUUGUGCCUUGCUUUGAAGUGUCUUGUACCAAAUCUCAAAGGACUCAUCCAUUCAUCAGCGUUUCUGAAACCCGAAUACGGACAUAGCAAUUUCUCCAUUAAUUACUGAAUCUUCUAUGAAUUCAGACCCCCGACCCCAAACUUUCGCUCCUCUUUUUCUACAAUAGGUCUUAGUUCAUGGUUUGAGUUUUUGUUUAACAUCUCAGGUUAAAGAUUUUCAGACGGUUUGUCACAAUCAUACAGCAAACUGAAUCUACUGUAGGUCCAGGUGUAAUGAAGGGUAUAGAAUUGAGCCACAGUCAUAUUUGAUGAUUUGUCGAUCGUAUAAACAUUCCUACUAGCUUCAUUAUAUGUAUUCAUUAAUCAGUUAAAACAGAGUAUUCCUAAUUUAUAUCCUAGAGAUAUAAGACCAGGUUGACACCAUAAGAGCUUUAGAGAGUUGAUGAUGAUGUGUGUAUCACCGAGACAGUUUCCUAAAUAGGACGACAGUGAAGGAAGGAUGAAAAAACUAACAGGUGCAUCUGGAUAGAGGCCUGUUUAGUGUAGACUGGUACCACUGAGAUCCCCAUAGAUACCAUUUAGCAGCAAUAUAUAUGAAAUGGAAGCAUUAGCUAUGUACUAGAUGAGUGUUUGCAUCAUCUGAAGACAGAUGAAAAGAUUUGUCUCGUGUUCUCUACUGAAGUGUCAGUUAUCCGUCACUUGUAUUUAAUGUAAUGUAACUUCAUACUCGUUGAAAUCCCCAUAUUACAAAGUGUCAGCGCCCCCUUCUUCUGUAGUCAUUAUCAUUCCUUUGAACUACCAUUCUACUUUUGCUUCCAUAUUCUAUUUUGGUCAACAGCAAUGAUUUGUUAUGCAAUUUCUUGUGACUCUUAUGUCUUUCAUUUUUCUUUUUGUCAUCUUUUUAUUCUCGAUUUUCCUGUGUUUACGUAACUCCCUAUGUGAUUGCUUUCAUGGCAGGAAUAUGGAUCUAGGAGAUAGUCUUAAAGGGGUUAUGCCAUGAUUGAUGUAAAUAAUGAAAAUUAGACAUCAUAUAGAACAUGACAAUCUCAUUCUAACAAAGCUAGAAACCAUUCCAGUACCUCAUAUGGAUCCAGAGAUCUUCCCAUUCGUUGCUCUAAUUGUUCCGCUUGAUUUAUUUCCGGCUGGCAACUCAGGGUGGGGUGGUGUGUCCUUUCUGCUGUAGCUCUUUCUCUCUAACUGCCACAACUUCUAACAGAAGAUAUGGCUGGUGACAGUUGAAAAUAUAUACUGAGCGCGUGCGACCACCUCAGUGAGAUGGAUAA
Molecule: messenger RNA, 4392 nt
Organism: Bufo bufo (common toad)
Lineage: Eukaryota; Metazoa; Chordata; Amphibia; Anura; Bufonidae
Gene: PDE1B
Product: phosphodiesterase 1B
Exons: 16
Coding region: 135-1799 (554 amino acids)
Biological process (GO): signal transduction
Molecular function (GO): 3',5'-cyclic-nucleotide phosphodiesterase activity
Source: RefSeq, a predicted model, not a curated record